AUGUUUUCAAGUAAAGACAGUGCCAUGAUGACUCUGGUUUGGGUAACACUCAUUUUUCUUCUUCACCAAGGAGAUACGCUGGAUCAAGUGACCACAGUUCAACUUGGUGAGCCUGUAACCUUGACAUGUGUUUUACCUCCUGAUGAUUUAAGCAGUAAAAUUCACUGGUACAAGCAGAGAGCAGGGGAAACUCUGAAACUGAUUGCGACACUGCGACAAACUGUACGACCUCAGUAUGGACAAGGGUUUAAUGCCUCAAGAUUGGAAGUAAAAGACAAUAAGAACAUCAGCAGUCUGACCAUAUUCAGGACAAUCCCAGAAGAUGAAGGAAUGUAUCACUGUGCAGUCAUGGAAUGGAAUGUGAAUACUUGGAGUGCGACAUAUUUGUUAUUAAAAGGGAACACCCAGAGAAAUGUUACUGUUCGUCAGUGGCCAACAGUAUUAGAUCCAGUCCGUGCAGGAGAUCCUGUGACUCUCAACUGUUCAGUCCUCUCAGACUCUGAUAACAAGAUGUGUCCUGGAGAUCUCAAUGUCCUCUGGUUCAGAGGACAAAACUCUCAUCCAAAUAUCAUCUAUGUUGAUGGAAAGAACCAAACUGAAUGUAAGAAGCAAUCAGACACUCAGAAGAGCUGCAUUUAUCACUUCUCUAAGAAGGUCAGCUCCUCUGAUGCUGGGACUUACUACUGUGCUGUUGUCACAUGUGGAACGAUAUUAUUUGGAGAUGGAACUGAACUGCAAAUAGAAACCAGCAUUUGCUCUCUGAUGCCCAGUAUAGUUAUUUUUCUGCUGUGCGCUGUAUUCGUUCUCAUUGUUACUGCUGUCCUCACUUAUUCCAUCAGAAAAAACAGCAGUAAACAUUGCAAAGCAACUGUCCUGCAGAAAAAAUGUAGCAAUCAGAAAAGACAAAAGAAUAAGGACACGUCUAUGUUUUCUGCUGUUGUCUUUACAAUGAUGAAAGCUGACAGAGGGAAAAUAGAGGAUGUAAAGGCAGUUGAGAAGCAGAUCUACAUGGCCAAGGCUUUUGGAUUGGAUUAGUUACCCUCCUUAUGAAAUUAUCUAGCGGAUGUUUGUUUAGAGUUAAUUGGUUUUUAUAUCUUAUCUUUCUUUAUAUAUCAUGUUGUCAUGACACAUGUCACUGCCUAUCAUAGUGGUGGGUUUAAAUGUAUUGAGAUUAACUGCAUUUUAAUAUAGAUGUGCGCACAUACAUAUGCCUCAGGAUAAACCCUGACCCUCAAUACUGCCAGUCUAGUCUGGUUGGGAACAUUUAUUGCUUUUCUUGGUCGUUUUUCUCUCUGUCCAACUUUAAAAAAUUUGAAAAUAGUAGAUUUUUUUGUUGUUGUUGUUUGUUUAUUGUUUAACCAAGCUUUCUGUUGAGAUUCUCAUUGAUAUUAACUUUAAAAAAAUGAUCGGCUUACAUUUAUGCAGUUUUAUUACAUGGCUUAAUUUGGUUUUGUAUUGCUACUAACUGUACUUUAAUGAUCUGUUAUAGAACUAAAGAUGGACAAGAUGAUGUAUUCAAUCAGAGGAACUACAUGUCAGAAAAAGACAAAUAAAUGUACAGCAAUAAGUUGUU
This is a messenger RNA of Oreochromis aureus, 1573 nucleotides long. RefSeq lists its product as uncharacterized. NCBI's taxonomy places the organism in Eukaryota, Metazoa, Chordata, Actinopteri, Cichliformes, Cichlidae. The transcript is spliced from 6 exons. The record is from RefSeq and is a predicted model, not a curated record. Bases 1 to 1035 code for a protein of 344 amino acids. Gene Ontology annotation, biological process: response to bacterium.